GGUUGAGUUCAUGCAGAGAGCUUCCAGAAUGUCAAGAGAGCCGAAUCUGUCUCUCAACCACAAUUCGAAGAUCUUAAUCGUCGGCGCCGGCGUCUUCGGCCUAUCAACGACUCUCCACCUCCUCAAAAGAGGCUAUACGAACAUCCACCUCUUCGACCGCCAACCCUUCCACUCAAAUCACUACGCUGAGUCCGCCGGAGCCGAUGGAGCGAGCUGCGACAUCAACAAGAUCGUCCGAGCAUCCUAUGGCGGGCAAUAUCUGUACCAAGACCUCGCCUUCAAGGCUAUGCCAGAGUGGCAACGAUGGAACGAGGAACUCUCUGCAACGCCGGCAUCCGAACUGCCAGAUUCUCUCUCGCAAGACCUCAAGCUGUGGCAUAACGUUGGCUUCCUCCGACUGAGUGGCGGCAACGGAGGUCUAGCACAAAGCGAGAUCGACACGCAAGCAAACUUCCCAGCCAGCAUCAAAGACACUCAAUACCGCACCUCCGACCCCCAGCGUAGAAAUGAUGCCCUCAAAGCCGGUACUCCGUCUUCAAAGCUCGAUCCCUUCGAUCGCCUGUCCCGCGACCUUCCCACCGAUGGCAUUCUCGACACAACAGCAGGCUUCGUCCUCGCCAGCCACGCCUGUGCCUGGGCACUACACCUCUGCCAACGCUCCGGACACGUGACAACCCACUUCGGACCCAGCCACGCCCUCAAAUCUCUCCUCAAAGCCGGCGACCGCGUAACAGCAAUCACAACAGCAGCCUUCGAACGCCACACCGCCGACUUUGUCCUCAUCGCGUGCGGAGGCUGGACACCUUCUCUCCUGCCAGAAACCGAACAACUUCUCGAAACGACCGCGGGCAGUAUUCUCGGUAUCCACAUCCCAGGGUCCAGACCCGAUUUACGAGCUAGAUUCUCCGGCGACAACUUCCCCGUCUGGUCGUGGGACAUGGGCGGGUUUGGCUCCGACUCCGGCGGGUUUGGAGGCAUCUACGGCCUUCCUUUGACACCAGACAACGUGCUCAAAAUCGCUUUCCGUGGAGCAAAAUGGACGUCAUACACUCGCCCAUCUCAGACACCAUCCUCGACAGACAAGACCGCCAUCUCGUACCCCGAAACGUCUCUCGAUCAGAUCCCAGCGGAGGCAAUGCGUGUCCUCCGCACUUUCUGCGUCACUCAUCUCCCGGACCUUCUCACCCUCGACCUCACCACCUGCCAUAAGCAGGCUAUGGUUGGGAAUGAAGCGUGGAGGACGGGAAAGGGGCUGGAGGAGAAGUGUAAAUUGUGA
This is a messenger RNA of Zymoseptoria tritici IPO323, 1276 nucleotides long. RefSeq lists its product as uncharacterized. The record is from RefSeq and is a predicted model, not a curated record. Bases 11 to 1276 code for a protein of 421 amino acids. Gene Ontology annotation, molecular function: flavin adenine dinucleotide binding; sarcosine oxidase activity. The transcript has 2 exons. NCBI's taxonomy places the organism in Eukaryota, Fungi, Ascomycota, Dothideomycetes, Mycosphaerellales, Mycosphaerellaceae.